This is a messenger RNA of Aethalodelphis obliquidens (Pacific white-sided dolphin), 696 nucleotides long. RefSeq names its product ALK tyrosine kinase receptor-like. The record is from RefSeq and is a predicted model, not a curated record. Lineage: Eukaryota; Metazoa; Chordata; Mammalia; Artiodactyla; Delphinidae. Gene Ontology annotation, cellular component: membrane. The transcript is spliced from 6 exons. Gene Ontology annotation, molecular function: protein binding. The coding region runs from base 1 to 696 and encodes 231 amino acids.
AUGGUUCCGGAAGAAAGAGAAGGAACUUUGGAACCUGAAGGCCUGGUCGAGCAGCUGUGUGGGAUGGCAGCGUCCAGUUGGACUGUGCUGCAGGGAAGAAUUGGGCGCCCAGAGAACCCGUUCCGAGUGGCCCUGGAAUACAUCUCGAGUGGAAACCGAAGCUUGUCUGCAGUGGACUUCUUUGCCCUGAAAAACUGCAGCGAAGGAACAUCCCCGGGCUCCAAGAUGGCCUUGCAGAGUUCCUUCACUUGCUGGAACGGAACAGUCCUCCAGCUCGGGCAGGCCUGCGACUUCCACCGGGACUGUGCCCAGGGAGAAGAUGAGGGCCAGCUGUGCAGUAAACUCCCUGCUGGUUUUUACUGCAACUUCGAGGAUGGAUUCUGUGGCUGGACCCAAAGCUCACUGUCACCCCACACGCCCCAGUGGCAAGUCAGGACCUUAAAGGAUGCCCGGUUCCAGGACCACCAAGGUACCACCUGCUCUUCCCUUCCCCUGGUGCCCACCUGGCCACACAAUAGACUUGGGGCACCACCCCAGAGGCACUGGACCUCCCCCAAGGACCUGCCCUGGGGCCACGCCCUGUUGCUCAGCACCACCGAUACCCCCACCUCUGAAAGUGCUACGGUGACCAGCGCUACGUUUCCUGCACCGAUGAAGAACUCUCCAUGCGAGAACUUGGCUCAGCACAAGGAGUGA